This is a messenger RNA of Phycodurus eques (leafy seadragon), 1320 nucleotides long. It is a transcript of the gene mlnr, whose product is annotated as motilin receptor. The record is from RefSeq and is a predicted model, not a curated record. NCBI's taxonomy places the organism in Eukaryota, Metazoa, Chordata, Actinopteri, Syngnathiformes, Syngnathidae. Gene Ontology annotation, biological process: G protein-coupled receptor signaling pathway. Gene Ontology annotation, cellular component: plasma membrane. Bases 107 to 1240 code for a protein of 377 amino acids. The transcript is spliced from 3 exons. Gene Ontology annotation, molecular function: G protein-coupled peptide receptor activity.
AAGAGGAGGAGGAGAUGCUCUUCGCUUGUGUCACCAGAUCCUGCAAAUCGUCGUUCGUCGCCGUACCCCAAGUUGAGGUCCCCUCUUCAAUUUUACAGAAGCGACGAUGCCCUGGACCAGACCCCAGGUGGAACUCCAGUCAUCCGUGGCUGCAGACACUGCGGGCGUCGGCAUCGUGGACCACCACUACGAGGGUUCUCUGUUCCCCACAUCCACUCUCAUCCCCGUGACGGUCAUCUGCGUGGCCAUCUUGGUGGUGGGUGUGGCAGGCAACACCAUGACCAUCCUCAUCAUCCAGCACUUCAAGGACAUGAAGACCACCACCAACCUGUACCUGUCCAGCAUGGCCGUUUCCGACCUGCUCAUCUUCCUGUGCCUGCCCUUCGACCUCUACCGCCUGUGGAAAUACGUGCCGUGGCUGUUCGGCGAGGCCGUGUGCCUGCUCUACCACUACGUGUUCGAGGGGUGCACGUCGGCCACCAUUUUGCACAUCGCCGCCUUGAGCGUGGAGCGCUACCUGGCCAUCAGCUUCCCGCUGCGUACCAAGGUUCUGGUGACCAAACGGCGUGUCCAGUACAUCAUCGCCGCCCUGUGGGGUUUCGCUCUGGCCUCGUCCACGCCCACCCUCUUCCUGGUAGGCGUGGAGUACGACAACCACACGGCGGCGCGGGGCGGCGGCCAGUGCAAGCACACGGACGGCGCCAUCCACUCGGGGCGGCUGCACAUCAUGCUGUGGGUGUCCACCGCGUACUUCGUGUGCCCCAUGCUGUGCCUCGUCUUCCUCUACGGCUCCAUCGGGCUCAAGCUGUGGAAGAGCAAGAGCGACGUGAGGGGACCUAGCGCGCUCGCCAGGGAACGCUCGCACAGGCAGACUGUCAAGAUCCUCGUGGUGGUGGUGUUGGCCUUCAUCAUCUGCUGGCUUCCCUACCACAUCGGCCGCAACCUCUUUGCCCAGGUGGACGACUACGACACGGCCAUGCUGAGCCAGAACUUCAACAUGGCCUCCAUGGUGCUGUGCUACCUGAGCGCCUCCAUCAACCCGGUCGUCUACAACCUGAUGUCGCGCAAGUACCGCUCCGCCGCCAAGCGCCUCUUCCUGCUGCACCAGCGGCCCGGACCCCGAGAAUACAACCGCCGCCUCCACCACGGUCGCCAGAGCCAGCUGAGCACCGUGGACCCCAUCGAGAACCUGACGGGGUCCACCGCUGAACGUCUUCACCUCGCCGCCAUCGAGCGUUGAAAGAAAUGUCAAAGGGAAGUCCGCAAGAGAAAGUUUGCCACUUAACCGAGAUUAAUUGUUUAAAAAAAAUGCUGCUGAAA